AUGCAUGACCACCGUCUUGUCCGUAUUGAUGUUCAGUCCGAAGUGGACGCAACCGGAGGCGAAGAUAUUUAUGCUCUGCUGCAUAUCUUCUUCGGUCGCGCUGUUGAGUGAGCAGUCGUCAGCGAAGCGCAGAUCGUAAAUAGUAGCGGUGGAGAGGCGAGUCAGGCCCUUCACUCAUCGGCUCUUGAGGUGUCCGUCGAUCCUGUAGUUAAUACGGAUCCUGGGGCGCUUAUUACGGCAGACGUCCAUCACGGUAGGCCCCCAUCAGAAUGGCAGAGAACGUGAGGCCGAAGAGGGUAGGCGCUAGUACGCAUCCCUACUUGACUCCAUUGGUCACCGUAACUGCCUCAGACACUACUACUACUACUACUACUACUACUACUACUACUACUACUACUACUACUACUACUACUACUACUACUACUACUACUACUACUACUACUACUACUACUACUACUACUACUACUACUACUACUACUACUAA
Messenger RNA from Spirometra erinaceieuropaei, 484 nucleotides. The record is from the annotation of a GenBank genome assembly. Lineage: Eukaryota; Metazoa; Platyhelminthes; Cestoda; Diphyllobothriidea; Diphyllobothriidae.